UUUGCAGUGAAUUUGUUCAGGACAUUACCACCACCAUCAAAUCCAAACGGUGCAGAGUUUGAUCCAGAAGAGGAUGAGCCCACACUUGAAGCUGCUUGGCCACACUUACAGAUUGUCUAUGAGUUCUUCUUGCGGUUUCUGGAAUCACCAGACUUUCAGCCGAACAUAGCAAAGCGAUAUAUAGACCAAAAGUUUGUACUGCAAUUGUUGGACCUGUUUGACAGUGAAGACCCAAGGGAGAGGGAUUUCUUGAAAACUGUGCUGCAUCGAAUAUACGGCAAAUUCCUAGGUCUACGAGCGUAUAUCAGAAAACAAAUCAAUAACAUAUUUUAUAGGUAUAUCUAUGAGACACAGCACCACAAUGGCGUAGCAGAACUCUUAGAAAUUCUAGGCAGUAUAAUCAACGGCUUUGCGCUGCCACUGAAGGAGGAGCAUAAGGUGUUUCUGCUGAAGGUGCUGCUGCCACUGCACAAAGUGAAGUCGCUGAGCGUCUACCACCCGCAGCUUGCCUACUGCGUCGUCCAGUUCCUAGAGAAGGACCCGAGCCUCACGGAGCCGACAAUCAUGGGACUGUUGAAGUUUUGGCCAAAGGUUCACUCUCCAAAAGAGGUGAUGUUCCUCAACGAGCUCGAGGAGAUACUGGACGUCAUUGAGCCGGCCGAGUUCAACAAGGUGAUGUCACCGCUGUUCCGGCAACUCGCCAAGUGCGUGUCGAGUCCGCACUUCCAGGUCGCCGAGCGCGCGCUCUACUACUGGAACAAUGAGUACAUCCUGAGCCUGAUCAGCGACAACGCGACGACGAUCCUGCCCAUCAUGUUCCCGGCGCUCUACAGGAACUCGAAGGCGCACUGGAACAAGACGAUACACGGGCUCAUCUACAAUGCACUGAAGCUGUUCAUGGAGAUGAACCAGAAGCUGUUUGACGACUGCACGCAGAACUACAAAGCUCAGAGAGACCAGGAUAAGGAGAAGCACAGAGAGGUAGCGUGGCACAAGGUGUGCAGCCUGGCACGGCAAAACGUCGACUACAAGGAUGGGCCGGCGCCGGCGCGGAGCUUGGUAGACGGGCUGCGCAAGCAGACGGCCGAACCGAUGGACCUAGAUGAUUCUCAGCCCAGCUCAAGUAGGAUAAAGAAAGAGAUUGCCAAAGAGGCAAUGGCUGCGCCGGCCGCCGCCAAGAGCGAGUGUCCGCCACUGCUGCGCAGCAAGUCCGAACUGCCGAUCAACCAGGCGACGGCGUGCGCGCUCAACGCGUACGGAGAGCACCACCACCUCGGCGCUUACUCCGAGCUCGGCUGAGUCCAUCGUCAUCGUCAUCGCUGCCGCCGCCACGGCGCGCAGCUCUCAACAUUCCGCAUCUCUCGUCGUCGCCACGUCUUUCUCUCGUCGCCGUGGCUUUCUCUCAUCAGCUGCGGCAGCGGAGGCGGACCGUCGUCCCGGCCGUCGUCGCCGUCGCCGCGGUUACGUCGCCCGCCGCGCGCUCCUACAACUUGGCGGUUACGUGCGCGCGCCGCUACGAUCCACCGCUCCGAGGUGGCGCCACGGCAACACGCCGCUUGGCAGGCGGCAGCGGCGGGCGUGUGCGCCGGCGCAGGAAGAGUCUCCGUCAACGCCAGGUGCAGCAGGAGGAGACAGGAGGACUUAAGCGGCGCCCCAGCAGGAGAAAAUGCCGACCGACGACGCGGUGGCUGCGCGGCGUCCCCGGCCGGCGCUCAUCCGUGUCGGCAGGACGAUUACGAGGCGCCCCCUCGUGGAGGUCGACGGCGAUUCUUCUAAUCCAACGCGGCGUUCGGGGGCGGUUUGCCCGAUGGAACUCGCGCACAACAGAUACGGCGCAAGUGCAUUCCACGGCUGACGUGUGGAAAGCCCUACGACAGCAACAUGAUUCCUCAGUGGGGUCUCGCGUCGUUACGACCGAUACCCCGCCGACCACCGACGACCACCACGUGGGGAGUGCUCUGGGUGUACACGUUACAGGGGAUGGCGUGCGUAGGUUAGUGGCGGGAAUAUGCCUCGCGUGGAUGCGGUUAGUCUAUACCGACGCUGGCACGCACGUGCGGAUAGUUCUCGGUUCGGGCGAUUUCUCGUCAUACGUGAUGAAUGCCAUCCCCUGCGCGUGUAGGGAGGUGCUGCAGUGCAGGUUGCAAAUGUCGCGUCGGAACCAAAUGUAAAUACAGACAGCUGGCAGAUUGGUACUCUUAGCUGUGCUGAGGGGACCGUGAUCAUGUUUGGACCUCGGAUCGCAUCUCGAUCGAUUAGCAUACUACUAGUGUACAAUACGUUCAAUAUGUAGUUUGUGAACUCUAGAUAGGCUAUGAUGUCAAGCCAUACCCCCUCCCCUCCCCCCGAGCAGUGCAGUGGUCACUGGUAGCGCAUUUGUCUGCACGAAAUCGGAAUCGCUCCGUGAAUAGUCUCAUCGUUUGUAUACAAUUGAUAAAAUCGCUUUGUUAGCCUGUCCGUCUGUGUAUGUAGGUAGAGAGAGAGAGAGAGAGAGAGAGUCUUGAAUACGGUAGGGACUUGCUCCCCCAGGAUUCUAGCUCAACAGACACUAAAACAUGGCGUGGCGUGACUUGCGGGAGGUUCACCGCGGAGCUUUGUCGUAGCACCGUCGACUGCUCGCCGUGGCAGUUCGAAAACUUUUAUAUUUUCCAAACUUUCGGCAGGUAACAGUGUAGAGAUAGUGUUGCAGCCAACGACAGGCCGUGGAUGAUGGCCCCUAGAGGUGUAAGAAAUUGUGUUUUAAAUUGAGUUUUUACCUGGACCCACGUGUGUGGCGGAGAUGGGAAUGCAUGUUCCAUCUCGUUGAUCCCAAAAAAAUCACGCAGCGGUGGUUUACCCCUGAUCAACCUGGUGUCCCAUGUCACUAGGCAGCACCACCCUAUGCUUUUAGUCGCGAGAAAACGCACCUAAUACCAAUCCGAUUUUAAUGCUAGCUAACACAUCCAUGGCAGCUCCCCCGAUUUUAAUGGUUUGUACUGUCGGUGCAACAAGGCCUACUCGGCUUGGAUUCGCAUUGCACGCUAGAGAAUAUAUAAUUGUGCAAAUGAAUCUGCGAACAUGAUGGGGGGAGAGGCAGGUUCUGCACGGCUACGUCCAACGUGUUGUCUCUGUGUGCUUCUUGUUAAGUUUCCUUAUUCUAUUCAAGACAUGGAGAGAUAGAGAGAGAGAGAGAGAGAGAUGUAGGCGUGGGGAAGACACACGUAAUAUUCCUAGAUUGUAUUAAACUAUUCUGUGCAAAUAAAUGACAGAACACUUCGGUAAA
Molecule: messenger RNA, 3262 nt
Organism: Priapulus caudatus
Lineage: Eukaryota; Metazoa; Priapulida; Priapulimorpha; Priapulimorphida; Priapulidae
Product: serine/threonine-protein phosphatase 2A 56 kDa regulatory subunit delta isoform-like
Biological process (GO): signal transduction; protein dephosphorylation
Cellular component (GO): cytosol; nucleus; protein phosphatase type 2A complex
Molecular function (GO): protein phosphatase activator activity
Source: RefSeq, a predicted model, not a curated record